Messenger RNA from Bombyx mandarina (wild silkworm), 1669 nucleotides. RefSeq lists its product as uncharacterized. The record is from RefSeq and is a predicted model, not a curated record. Lineage: Eukaryota; Metazoa; Arthropoda; Insecta; Lepidoptera; Bombycidae.
AUAACUUUCGGUCUUUUGUCUCGUUUUUCGCAUUCCGUCAAAAAGAAGACUUGUGUGAAGUGAUAAAUAAAAAAACAAAAUGACUUCAACACCAUUCAACGUUGGCCUCAAUGACGGAGCUCGUCUAUCAAGCAGGGUGCUCCGCCCCCCUGGUGGUGGUCACACUAACAUCUUCGACUCCGAACCGGAGCCACCGAGGACCGGACGCCGUGCCGUUCCACCAAGCGCAACGAGCACUUUCAGCCACGGACAAGGAGACGAGCCGAAAGCGACCAACGGCACUUCAGUAGCGACCAACGGUCAGUCCACUCCUAAGGAGAGUCCGGAGCCACAGAUCCAGCAGGAGGCCCCUGCUGCAGCAGAGCGCGCUCCCAAAGCCGACAGUCCAGUCCGAGCGGCCCCGGAGCAGCCCCGGGCCGAAGCCCCAAAGCGCGUCCGGGUCCCCCCCGGCGGGUUCUCCUCGGGCUUGUGGUAAACCGAACCGCACCCGUUGGCUGUGAGUCUGUACAAUCAAAUCUUCGAUUUUCAUUUAACUCACAUUAUGUCACAAAUAUGUAUCGAGGCUAAGUUUUUCUUGAGGUACGCUUCCGGUUGCCCUUUUAAAAUUCUGCAAUUGUGAUCAAAGAUGCUCAAAACAAUGUGUGUUUCCGAUUUUGCCUUUUGAAAUGAUCAAUGUUGUAUUGUCUGCUAGUGAUGCUAGAAUUGGUUGUAUUCGCUCAUAGUUUAACCAACUAAGUUUAAAAAUCUCAGUCACGCGAGCUGCCCGUCUUCCUAUUUUACUUUCGCCUAAAGCAAUUUGUUUUAAAUUUUAAAGCUAGGAGGGUAAGGUUGUGAUUGUGACUAGAUUUUUGUAACGUUUCGCUCUAAGCCUCGCCGGGACCAGCGCUGGGUUUGGAACAUGUUAUGAAAUGUGCCUUUGUUUAAAUGAUUUUGGUUACUGAGGGUUUUGACUGGUCCUUGGGCUCUGUUGCUGAUAGGACGUGUAGCGACUCGACCUUGCUUGCUUGAUGCAGUAUUUUACCCACAAUCUCGAUAUGUGUACCAAGUUUUACAUGAAACUUAUUAUAAAGUACGCAAUACACGUGUUUGAUUACUGUUUGUUGAUAGCGGUCACUACUUAGGGUCAAAGUUGAUUCAAAACUGAGAGUAAUUGAAUGGAUUUGAAGAUGUUGUGUGAUGGUGUGGCGUCGCUCGCAUACUCUAUGUUCUAAUUAUUUACUGGGAACACUUUUAAUUAGUAUUUUUGUCAUUAAAUAGGAGAUUAUUUAAAAUUGCAUUAUAUUUUAGCUUUUUUAUUAUCUUCGCUCACUUGUGUUUAAUUUUUAGGUUUUUUUUUGUCUAUGUCACAAUAUUUUCAACUAAAGACUAUUUCGGCCAAAUUUAACUGAUAGCAAACAUUUUAAUAUUACAAUUUUAAAUCCCAAGUUUGUAUUCUUUUUUUCAAUUCUUCAUUUUGAGAUUUUUGUUUUUUAUCAUAAUGUAAAUUGUAGCUUUUGUAAAACAGACUGAAAUGUAUGUGCCUGUUUCAAAAACUGUGUUGUACUUAAAUUUGAAGCAUUUGAUGUUUUGCAUACUUGGUGUUUCUGCCUACUCCGGCAAAAGCGAUUUUAUGUAUAAUGAAUAAAACAAUAAUGAUUGUAUUUUUAUAUGAAUUACAAUACAAUUCGAA